Molecule: messenger RNA, 5057 nt
Organism: Talpa occidentalis (Iberian mole)
Lineage: Eukaryota; Metazoa; Chordata; Mammalia; Eulipotyphla; Talpidae
Gene: EXOC8
Product: exocyst complex component 8
Exons: 1
Coding region: 154-2334 (726 amino acids)
Biological process (GO): exocytosis; intracellular protein localization; Golgi to plasma membrane transport
Cellular component (GO): exocyst
Source: RefSeq, a predicted model, not a curated record
GGUGGGUGACGCUCAGACCCGGGCGCAGGCGUCCUCCUCUCCCUUCCAUCCUGCUUCCUCAACUCUGGAGCUCGGUGGGGCUCGGGCGGGUCUGGGCUGUGGCGGCGCUGGCGGCGGCGAUAGUGACAGUGACGGCCUGAGACCCGGCCGGAAAUGGCGAUGGCGAUGUCGGACAGUGGGGCGAGUCGCCUGCGGCGGCAGCUGGAAUCCGGGGGCUUUGAGGCGCGGCUGUACGUGAAGCAGCUCUCGCAGCAGUCGGACGGGGACCGGGACCUGCAGGAGCACCGGCAGCGCAUCCAGGCGUUGGCGGAGGAGACGGCGCAGAACCUGAAGCGCAACGUCUACCAGAACUACCGGCAGUUCAUAGAGACCGCCCGCGAGAUCUCCUACCUGGAGAGCGAGAUGUACCAGCUCAGCCAUCUGCUGACGGAGCAGAAGAGCAGCCUCGAGAGCAUCCCGCUUACCCUGCUGCCGGCUGCCGCCGCCGCCGCCGGGGCUGCCGCGGCCUCCGGAGGGGAGGAAGGAGGCGGGGGCGCGGGGGGCCGAGACCAUCUCCGGGGCCAGGCCGGUUUCUUCCCCCUCCCGGGGGUCGCCUCCCGCGACGGUGCCGGUCCGGGCGAGGAAGGGAAGCAGCGCACGCUCACCACCCUGCUUGAGAAGGUGGAAGGCUGCAGGCACCUGCUCGAGACGCCGGGGCAGUACCUAGUGUACAACGGGGACCUGGUGGAAUACGAGGCGGACCACAUGGCCCAGCUGCAGCGGGUGCACGGCUUCCUCAUGAACGACUGUUUGCUCGUAGCCACUUGGCUGCCACAGCGGCGGGGGAUGUAUCGCUACAAUGCCCUUUAUCCUCUAGAUGGCUUGGCCGUGGUCAAUGUCAAGGACAACCCGCCCAUGAAGGACAUGUUCAAGCUGCUCAUGUUCCCCGAGAGCCGUAUUUUUCAGGCGGAAAAUGCUAAAAUCAAGCGAGAGUGGCUGGAAGUGCUGGAGGAAACCAAGAGGGCCCUCAGUGAAAAAAGGCGGAGGGAGCAGGAGGAAGCAGCGGCCCCUCGAGGGCCACCCCAGGUGACCUGCAAGGCUAGUAACCCGUUUGAGGAUGAAGAAGAUGACACACCAGCUGCUCCGGAGGUAGAAGAAGAGAAGGUGGACCUCUCAAUGGAAUGGAUCCAGGAGUUACCUGAAGAUCUGGAUGUCUGCAUUGCCCAGAGGGACUUUGAGGGGGCCGUCGACCUGCUGGAUAAGUUGAACCAUUAUCUAGAGGAUAAGCCCAGUCCACCUCCAGUAAAAGAACUAAGGGCCAAAGUGGAUGAGCGUGUCCGACAGCUCACUGAAGUGCUAGUGUUUGAACUCUCUCCAGAUCGGUCCCUGAGAGGUGGUCCCAAGGCCACCCGCAGGGCAGUUUCUCAACUAAUUCGACUUGGCCAGUGCACAAAGGCUUGUGAGCUGUUUUUGAGAAAUAGGGCAGCAGCUGUGCAUACUGCGAUAAGGCAACUUCGCAUUGAAGGUGCCACUUUGCUUUACAUUCAUAAGCUCUGCCAUGUCUUCUUUACCAGCCUUCUCGAGACUGCCAGGGAAUUUGAGACCGAUUUUGCAGGCACUGACAGUGGAUGCUACUCUGCCUUUGUGGUCUGGGCAAGAUCAGCUAUGGGCAUGUUUGUGGAUGCUUUCAGCAAGCAAGUGUUUGACAGUAAGGAGAGUCUCUCUACAGCAGCGGAAUGUGUAAAGGUGGCAAAAGAGCAUUGUCAGCAACUGGGCGACAUUGGACUAGACCUCACUUUCAUCAUCCAUGCCCUGCUGGUGAAAGACAUCCAAGGGGCUUUGCACAGUUACAAGGAGAUCAUUAUUGAAGCCACAAAACAUCGCAAUUCAGAGGAGAUGUGGAGGAGGAUGAACUUGAUGACUCCAGAGGCCUUGGGUAAACUCAAAGAGGAGAUGAAGAGUUGCGGGGUGAGUAACUUUGAGCAGUAUACGGGGGAUGACUGUUGGGUGAACCUGAGUUACACAGUGGUUGCUUUCACCAAACAGACUAUGGGCUUCUUGGAAGAGGCACUGAAGCUGUAUUUCCCGGAGCUGCACAUGGUACUUUUGGAGAGUCUGGUGGAAAUCAUUUUGGUUGCUGUUCAGCAUGUGGAUUAUAGUCUUCGGUGUGAGCAGGAUCCAGAGAAGAAGGCUUUUAUCAGACAGAACGCAUCCUUUCUGUAUGAAACAGUCCUCCCUGUAGUGGAAAAAAGGUUUGAAGAAGGUGUGGGGAAACCGGCAAAGCAACUUCAAGACCUGAGAAAUGCAUCUAGACUUAUUCGUGUGAAUCCGGAGAGUACAACGUCCGUGGUCUGAUGCUUGGACCUGUUGAUGUGUAUACAUAUGUAUUGCUCAUGUAUUAUUUAUAUUUAUAUUUCAUUAGCAUAUUCUUCAGAGCCUCAAGCACAACUUUAAAAUAAAAGAUGCCCAUUGAGAAAGGCAAAGUCGAAAAGAGGAAAAAGAAGUGUUGUAAAGCCCAAAUAACAAAAACAUUGGAACUAUUAAAACAUGUACUAUGCUUUCCUUUUAAAUUAUGCCAACUCUAAUGAAUCUGUUGUCACAAUAUAGCAUUUCAACUUAUCUUUUGAGUCAGUACUCACUUUCUCACAAUAUAUAUUAUGCAGCACAGAGAAAUGUUAGUAUCUAUAAAAACAUAGUGUUUGUGUGGUGUGAAGUUUCCUGAUUGACUAAAUCAUUAGGUUUUUAAAUGUUUCAUUGCCAUGUGAAACACCCUGCCUCAUGUACUUGCCCACCUUAAAACAUAAUGGAACAAUUUAGGGAAGAAAAGGGAGUUAGGAAAAUUGACUUCAGGGUAAGUCUUGGUGGAAAGCAUUCCUGUUUGAAACUGGCUAGUGUGCAGCCUCAAAUAUUCUAUCCUUAUGCAAGAGGAAGCAACAGUUCUGCAAAUGUUUCCAACAUAGUUUGAAUGGCUAAUUUUCAAUGGUUAAUUUGUGGUUUUAGGAUAUUUGAUUUGGAACAUUUCCUUGAAAAUCUUAAGGAUUGUGAUAAUUGUUUAGAUCCUCUCCCACUUUCAAUGUAGAUUAGUGACUCAGACUUCCUGCAAGUGAGAGAACAGUUUUCUUUAAAAUACUUUUUAGAUUUCAGAUUCUGGCUGCAUAUUGUUCUGAAGGAUGGUUGUUUUGAGCAGAGAUUUGUUUUUUGUUUUUUGGUUUUUUUGCAACAAAAUAGAGAAAAUUUAGACAUUGUACCCCAAGCAAAGGGAGGGAAAGAGCCUUUGGAGACUCUUAUUAAAUGCUUCAUGCUGCAUUUUUCUUUAUUUUUCUUGCUUUGUUUUUAAGGUGACCAUGUGCUUACUUCAGAUUGUUUAGUAAAACAAAAAUUACUAAAGAAAUUUAAGCUUCCCGAGGCUUCUAAACUAUUGUUUCUAUUGUAUCUCGAUAAAACAUUCCACUACUUUAAGAAAAAUCAUCUUAGCUAAGAUCCAUUUUUCCCCUAGUUUAUAGUUGUGUUUCUUGUCCAUAAGUGCCAUUUCUAAUGCAAUGACUUCAAAAGAUCAUUCCCUUUAUUUGAACAGAAGUAGUGGUGUUAAGAUUGGGAAUUAUGCAAAACCUAAAAUAGCUUCCAAAUAGUGGCUUAAGGUUGUAAAGCUCCAUGACUUAAUUACCUUCCAGAUAAAACCUUAUUUUAAGCAGUGCAUAUUUAGAAGAUUGAAAAUUAUCAAAAUUAUAGAUUUUCUUUGACUAUUUUUUUUUCAUACAACUUAACAAUUUUCUAGAUAACAACCAUAACUGGAUAUCACUGCUAAUCAAAAACAGUUAUAAUUUGUCUUUUUUAAGAUCACUGGAAACUUGAAUUUUGAUCAAAAUUUUCUAUUUUGUGCUUCUUAUAGUUUCUGAAAUUACAUUGUAUUUGAAACAGGUGUUGUGUAUAUAUUUGAUGCUGGGUCCAUGAACUGAUACUUCUGAAAUCAAAGCUUCUCAAGGCAUGAAGUUGUAAAAACUUAAAUGUGUGUACUCAAAUAUUUAAACGGUUGCUUCUUCAUAGUAUUAUCUGCUUUUGAAAACUGGAAGUACAAAAUUUUCUUCUGUUAAAAUUUGUGUGGUCUUUAAAGUUGUCGCUGAAGGAUAUGCUUUUGAUGAAUCAGUUAGUGUGGGGAAUUGAUUAACAACCACCUAUGUUAUUAAUGUACCUCUGUGCGAAGACAGAGCAAUUACAUUGCCUUCCUCAAAGUGCAGUUGAGCGCUUCUCUAAUUCUUGUUUAAUUAGACUCCAAGUUCUAAAACUUGAAUGCAGUUAGAAAUUGUCCAAAUAUAGUACAUAUGCUAAUAAACCACUUGAAGGUUGAUUUGUUGUUUGCUUGAAACAUAACACUAUCACUUGAGCUUGGAAUCACAGACUUGAUUGGAUUAAUUGCUGUUGUAAAAAGACACCCUGUGGAAUUACGUCUGUUUUUGAUUAAAGCCUCAUUUUAUGUAAGUGCUGAAAACUCAGUAAUUUUUAUUUAAAAUACUACCUGUCGUUAAAUUUAUCACCAGUUUUAUUUUGCAACUUGCUUACCUAGGAUUGGGAAGUUGGCAUUUGACAUGUAGUAUAAAAUCAGUAUAUGUACAUUUCUCUUAUUGUUCCACUGUGAUAUGAGGGAAUCUAAAAUGUUUUAUCAAAAUAAAGCUUAAAACUUUUUUACACUGGAUAAAAUUGAUUGAUAUUACAGUGUUUCAUUUCUAUUAAGAGUUUAAUGUUCUAUUCUUAUUAUUGAAAUAUGUUUUGAAAAGCUUUAGGCUUGGGCCUCCCUGGUGGGCAGCGGUUGAGCACUGGGUUGCGAAGCUGCCCGCAGCCUCUGCAGUGCCGGUUCGAUCCCCAGCUGUUCCCCGGCCACCGGAGGAGGGUCCCACAUGGCACGCAAACCUCUCCUGCCGCCCGCUGCUCCCCUCAGCAGUGUACUUCGUCAGUCUGCCUGUUCUGCUCUCCGCUCUGGCUCUGGUGAAUUCUCUCACCCUCCUGCGCUUCUGACUGUACCCAGUGCUUGUAUAUAUAAAUAAAUAAAUAAAUCUUUAAAAAAAACCCCAAAAAACAUGAAU